Messenger RNA from Impatiens glandulifera, 753 nucleotides. Its product is annotated as receptor-like protein 51. The record is from RefSeq and is a predicted model, not a curated record. The transcript has a single exon. Bases 1 to 753 code for a protein of 250 amino acids. Gene Ontology annotation, molecular function: protein binding. NCBI's taxonomy places the organism in Eukaryota, Viridiplantae, Streptophyta, Magnoliopsida, Ericales, Balsaminaceae.
AUGGAAACAGUGUUCUCUCUCAUCCUCUUGCUUACAUUCUCUCUCUCCUGUUCUUCAUCAAAACUUGAUCCAACCCAAUUCAAAAUCCUCCAAUCAUCUUUCAAUAUUUCCAACCAAUUCCAUAAUCUCACCGCACUAAAUAUUUCCAACGCAAAUGUUUCUGGGUUUCUCCCAAUUAAUUGGCCAAAGAAUCUUGUUUUCAUUGAUCUAUCACUAAACUCAAUCCAAGGAACAAUACCCGAAUCAAUUUCAACCCUACAAAAUCUUCUAUACUUAAACCUAUCGUCCAAUUCACUUCACGAUUCAAUACCCAAUUCGAUUGGAGACAUGAUAAUGCUAAAGAACCUGUCUUUAGCUUCGAAUUUAUUGUCGGGGAACAUACCGGAAUCAAUGGCGGCGAUGAAGUCUUUGGUACAUUUGGAUUUGAGUAAUAAUAGGUUGACUGGGGACAUUCCUGAUUUCUUUGCAGAUUUGAAGGAGUUGAAAUAUUUGAAUUUUGAAGGAAAUCGUUUCGAGAAGGAAUUGCCGUUUGAUAAUUCGUUUGUGAAUAGGUUGGAGUUUUUUAGAAUUGGAAGGAAUGAGGAUUUGUGUUAUGAUAAGGGUAAAUUGUCGUCUCACGCUGGCGAUUUAAGGAAUGUGGAUGUAUGUUAUGAGCCUGGACCGACCAAUAUUAUUGUUGGUGUUGGAUUUUGGUUGUUGUUUGUUUUUGUUAUACUUAUCAUCUUGGUUCUAAUCUCAAAAUGGUGCAAAUGA